UGAGGAGUUGGACAAGAAGAGAGAGAUUGGGAGAGUUUGGGAUUAUUUAAUCCGAGGACUAGUACUCAAAUCUGGAGGAAGGGAAGCAGCAGCCCCUCAAUCUCAACGGUCAGAUCCGAUACAGAUCGCCUUCCUCGGCUGAACUGCUCGAGGCUCAGAAUCUGAUCCAGACCAAUUCUCCACCCUCCGAUCCCGACCCCCUCUCCGACUCCGAAAACAAGAUGCUCAAGCGUCCCGGCAGAGGAAUCGGAAUGGGGAGUCCCCUGUACGACUCCCUCUCCGACAAAAUGUACAGAUACAGGAGCGUCGUCCUCGUCAUCUCAAUCCCUCUCCUCCUCCUUACCAUGGUCCUUUACGUCAUGCCCCCCGGCGGUAAUUUGAGCAACCAGCUCCCCCGCAAGCUGCCUUCCAAGACAUCCUACGCUGUGAUCUUCGACGCCGGCAGCUCCGGCAGCCGCGUCCACGUCUUCUGCUUCGACCACAACCUCCAGCUCCUUCCCAUUGGCAAAGAUCUCGAGCUCUUUCUUCAGGUCAAGCCUGGUCUGAGCGCUUAUGCCAAGGACCCUCGCUCUGCUGCCGAGUCCCUCACCGGUCUUCUCGAUAAGGCUGAGAACGCAGUUCCCAAGGAGCUUCGUUCCUUCACUCUCGUCCGCGUUGGCGCUACGGCUGGCCUUAGGGCUUUGGAGGGCGAUGCUUCUGACCGCAUUCUCCAGGCCGUCAGGGAUCUGCUCAAACAAAGAAGUAGCCUCAGCUCCCGCCCUGAUGCCGUUACUGUCAUUGAUGGAACUCAAGAAGGUUCCUUCCAGUGGGUGACAAUAAACUAUCUACUAGGAAAUUUGGGGAAGAAAUAUUCAGAUACUGUAGGGGUGGUUGACCUUGGAGGUGGAUCUGUUCAGAUGGCUUAUGCUAUCUCAGAGGCAGAUGCUGCAAAAGCACCCAAGUUAUCAGAUGGAGAGGAUGUAUAUGUAAGGCAAAUGAAUCUUAAAGGAGUUAAAUAUAACCUUUAUGUUCACAGUUACUUGCAUUACGGGUUACUAGCAGCUCGAGCAGAGAUUUUAAAGGUUUCUGAAGAUUCUGGCAACCCCUGCAUCUUAGCCGGAUAUUAUGGUUCUUACGCAUAUGGAGGACAAUCUUAUAAAGCAUCAGCUUCCUCAUCUGGAUCAAGUGUUGAGGAGUGCAGGAGGGUAGUUACGAAGGCACUCAAAGUAAAUGAAGCAACAUGUUCACACAUGAAGUGCACAUUUGGCGGGGUAUGGAAUGGUGGAGGAGGGGAUGGACAAAGGAACCUAUUUGUGGCUUCAUUUUUCUUUGACAGAGCUGCUGAGGCUGGUUUUGUUAACCCAAACGAACCUGUUGCAAAAGUUCACCCUGGUAACUUUGAGGAGGCAGCUAAGCGUGCUUGUGAAACCAAACUUGCGGAUGCUAAAUCAACAUAUCCAAGAGUUGAGGAGGGUAAUCUACCGUUCUUGUGCAUGGAUCUUGUUUACCAAUCUACAUUGCUUGUGGAUGGAUUUGGUCUUGAUCCCUGGCAAGAGAUUACAUUGGUGAAGAAAGUUAAAUAUCAAAAUUCCUUGGUUGAAGCGGCUUGGCCACUAGGGAGUGCCAUAGAGGCCGUGUCCUCAGUAUAAUUGUCAGCUGAAUCACCUAUUGGAAAGAUAAGCCUUUGAAUUUUGGCACCGGCGGUCUUUGCACUCCAUGAUCGGUACUGCUCAGAAGCCGACCUCAUAAACUGAUAUUGGGAAUUGGAUUUGGUCUAUAUUUUGGGAAUAAUGAGAGAAUAUAGUUGAAUUUGUUUUCAUUUGUAAUUAUUCAGACUUAACUAUUCUUGAGAUAACAAUUUGAUUCAAUUUGUUCUA
Messenger RNA from Pyrus x bretschneideri (Chinese white pear), 1856 nucleotides. Its product is annotated as apyrase 2-like. Gene Ontology annotation, molecular function: nucleoside diphosphate phosphatase activity. Gene Ontology annotation, cellular component: membrane. Gene Ontology annotation, biological process: nucleoside diphosphate catabolic process. Lineage: Eukaryota; Viridiplantae; Streptophyta; Magnoliopsida; Rosales; Rosaceae. The transcript has 7 exons. Bases 222 to 1628 code for a protein of 468 amino acids. The record is from RefSeq and is a predicted model, not a curated record.